Kwoniella shivajii is the source of this 777-nucleotide messenger RNA. RefSeq lists its product as uncharacterized. The coding region runs from base 1 to 777 and encodes 258 amino acids. NCBI's taxonomy places the organism in Eukaryota, Fungi, Basidiomycota, Tremellomycetes, Tremellales, Cryptococcaceae. The record is from RefSeq and is a predicted model, not a curated record. The transcript is spliced from 4 exons.
AUGAUUACUAUUUUGCCCUCCAUAUUCCCCUUAUUGUUCUCAGUCACCUCGGUAUAUGGUUCCGCUUAUACUGGAUGCUUCGAUCCCAAAGCGUUGAGAGGUGGCGGCGGUGUCAUCUAUGAUGAUCGAACCGACAACUGUCCAUUGAUCAGUCCUGGUUAUGCGCCUUACUCCAAUUCAUGGCGGUACGUCGAACAAAGUCAUAUUUAUGCUUGUAGAGGAUGGGAAGUCGCACUUGAACCACAAUUCCUCGUUGGUGAUCGUCAAUGUGGAUAUCCUAAUGUCAACGAAACGCUCAUUGAUCCUCCAGGACAGUGGACGUGGGCAGGAUGUUGGUUUCUGGAACCUUCACCAAACUGGGUACAAGUGGCGAAUAUCUCAAAUUGCCUCGCGCAUUGUGCAGCUUCUCCUUAUGCUUAUUCAAGAUAUAAUUCUGAUCUUACCAUUUCGUGUUUAUGUUCACGGUCUCAGCCACCUUACGAUUACCCUCAGGAUUGUGGCUAUGGGGAUAAUUUCUGGUAUACAAGACCUGUAUCACCCAGUGGAUUCGUCAAAAGACAACGAGAAAGAAAGGAAAAACUCAGGAGAGAUGGUCAGAAAGUCAUAGGACUGUGUCCUGAUGGUGCUAAGGCUUGUAACGUUCCUGGAAGUACCGGUACCAGUUAUGAAUGCAUCGAUAUCGAGUAUGAGUACGAGUCUUGUGGUGGAUGUGUCCACGGUGAAUUCAAUGAAGAUUCAUCUGAUGAUCUCAACAUCACCGUGACUGGAGUCGAGUAA